ACUGAACGGCGUAUCACAACUUGACGUGGCACGUAAAGAAUUUGUUCACCAUCACUUUUAAUAGGCACCAUGGGGCUGUGUAAGUGCCCCAAAAAGAAGGUCACAAACCUGUUCUGUUUUGAGCAUAGAGUCAAUGUGUGUGAACAUUGUUUGGUUGCGAAUCAUCCAAGGUGUAUAGUGCAAUCGUACCUUCAGUGGCUACAAGACAGUGAUUACAACCCAAUAUGUAAACUGUGCAACAAAUCUCUGUCUGACGAGAACAGUGGUGAAUGUGUCCGCUUAGUGUGUUAUGAUGUUUUCCAUUGGUACUGUUUAAACGAGUAUGCCCAGAAGUUGCCCCCAAACACAGCCCCUGCGGGCUAUGGCUGCCCUACAUGUAAAGUGGGCAUUUUCCCUGCUUCAAACUUGGUCUCUCCUGUCGCAGACACCCUAAGGCAAAUGCUCUCUAAAGUGAACUGGGCAAGAACUGGUUUGGGCCUUCCACUGAUACCAGAGUCUGAGCUGCCCCCAGCUCCAACUCCUCCCUCUGUCUCCCCAGUGAAUGCAGACAAUACAUCAGCUGGGGGGCACAGCCUCACCGCAUUGUCUGGACCUACAGCGGCUAACUACACACGACCAAGUGCCCAGGUCCCGCCCUACACCAGCACCCCGACAACAUCCAAACCCCACAGCGUCAUUAAUGUGGACACUGGGACCUCAGUCAGAGGAUUUGACAAAGUCAAUACAUAUGAUGCUCGAAAACUGUUUGACACAACAAAAGAAGAUGAAUUUCAGUCGUCAUUGGAUGCUGAUGACGAUAAAUACAAACGAAGACCAGCAUUACAUUGGUUAUCAAACUGGUUCAAGUCUCGGGAGGGUAAAAGAGGUCGAAAGGACCCUAAUGCUGUAAUGAAGAGGUUCCUGAUGGUUGUGUUAAUUGGAGUUAUCGGCUUUGUGACAGUCAUCCUGAUCAUGUCACAUCUUGGCCGACAAGCUACAGAAAAUGACCCCUUUCUUGACCCUCUGGCCAACCCCAAUAUCAGAAUUAAAGACAAUAUCAAAUCACAGCAGAAUUUUGAUUGAAAAGCGCAAUCGUUGUGAACACCUAAUACUCUGCCAUAGGAUCCUUUACACUGUGCCCUAUACCUACAAAACAGUAGCUAUGAUUUCUUGGUGUUGAAUGCUCCAGGUUUGCCAACACUCUGCGUACAUGUAGUGCUUAGUGUCACUUUAUCUUUCACCUGUGAAAAGGGUUUGAGCGUCAUGGUUACCUAUAUGUACGUACAGUCGUGUAAGAUGUGGAACAAACACUUUAUCAACUUUGGAUAUUGUGGGGUUCAGUCGUUUGUUUCAACUCUUUUCUUACCUUACUUUGAAAUAUAUCCCAGCUCUUUACAGGUAGUAUUGCAUAAACUGAAAAGAGGAGAGAAUAUUAUUGCAUUAACUGCAAAAUAUUUUUGUUUUUAUAAUGGUCGAUUAGUUAAGAUAUAACAUGUAUAUUUUUCAUCACAAACACAAAUUAAUUGGUAAUGGUAAAUAUGUAUUUGUCGUACCGAGGCAGUAAACAGUAUUGGUAGGUUCAAGCUCCCCGCGCCUUUUGGGCAAAUCAGAAUGUGCAAACUUACAAAUAUUGAUAACGUGGACAUAGAUUUAAGCCUAUAUGCUUUGUGUCAGAGAAGACGCUAUUUAACACGAGUUGAUUAAAUCAUUCACUUUAAACUAUACACACAGACUACAAAGGUUAAUACAUACGUAUAAUAGUGUACACUUCACCAAUUAAUUAAGCAUUAUUUGACACCUCUCAUUAGUCAGCAAUUCAGUCAUGUGACUAAGCUCAUUGUGAGGAGUGUUAUCAACAUGUCUGGAGGCAAACAUUCCAAACAUAUCUACAUACCUGUUUUGUGGGGAAAUUGAUGUUCUUUCCAUUGUUUGUGUGUACAAAUAUAUGAACGAGAAUAGGGCCAGUAGAAAUGGAUUUUGUACAUGCAUAAGUUCAUUGGAAAUGUUCUCUAUAAUUUAUGUAUUUGUAUACAGAAUACUCGGACAGUCCCAUUUUGUAUUUGCACCGGAGACAACUUGGCUGUUUUGAAUAGGAAAUAGACUUCUAGCUGAGCACCUCUGAAUUAAUGUCAGUUUCACGGAAUGUGGCCAUGUUAAAUGUCAAACUGGAAGCUGGGUUCACUGGGUGCAAUUGGCGAGUCAACCCCAUGAAACACUUUGGUAGUUUUAUUCCACCCGCAUUCUGGAUUUUGCUGAUGGAUGUUCCUACAGUGGCGAAUUUGUCUACCACUAUGCAUUCACUGUUGUUUGCCCGUAACAGUGCCACAGUGGAUCUCUGGAUUCAGUUUCAGCCCUUCCGGAGCUUGACAGUGAUUUACACGUGGGAUGGUCCUCGUAUACAUGUCAAAAACGUGCCCAUCGGCCUGAGAUGUAGAUGUUAAAGGGGCUCUCUGAUGAGCGGCCUUCUACUUUGUCAGCCAUACAGAUGUGUGGAAACACUUCAUUUCUGGAUCACUUCUGAUGUAUUAGGUCAUAAGCCUAUUAGACCAAAGACACUAUCGAAACAAAGAAGCCAAUUUACCACCAUGGUUGUCGGAAUCCUGCACAAGUAGCAUUUAGAGCUAGGUGUUUCUUGUCAAAGUUGAAAUGAAAGGACAGCAUUGGCGCUGAAGCAUUUUUGGUGACGCGCUAACAGACCUGUUAACUCGGAACACAAUCCGUUAUAAAAGCCCUUAUGAGUCUCAAUGAAGUCGUAAUCAGUAGUUGUCCGUGAAACUUUUUAUAAAUGAUUUACAUCGGCUUAUUAAUGCCAGCACACAUUUUUUUUUGAGCAAUGAAGUAAAUUUGUAUGGUUUAAUUUGAAACAUUUAUUAUAAAAGUGCAAAACUACUGGGUUCUACCUUCCCUUCAUUUCUAAGUUUUCAAGAUUUCUAUUUAUUUGUAAAUGAUGAGUAUGAUGACUAUCUUGUGGAAGUAUAUAGCAAGUGGGAUAUACAGGGAUAUAGAGUGUCACAUUAUAGGGAUGAUCUGUGGUAUUUAUGUGCUCAUUUAGGUGGUGUCACAACUACUUGGGUACAGUGCGAUGGGAUCAAACUUCCUGGUAAUGAUGGUGACCUAUAGGUGGUGUCACAACUACUUGGGUACAGUGCGAUCGGCUCAAACUUCCUGGUUAUGAUGGUGACCUGUAGGAGGUGUCACAGCUACAUGGCUACAGUGCGAUCGGCUCCAACUUCCUGGUCAUGAUGGUGACCUGUAGGUGGUGUCACAACUACAUGUAUACAGUGCGAUGGGCUCAAACUUCCUGGUCAUGAUGGUGACCUGUAGGUGGUGUCACAACUACAUGGAUACAGUACGAUGGGCUCAAACUUCCUGGUCAUGUUGGUGACCUAUAGGUGGUGUCACAACUACAUGGCUACAGUAC
This is a messenger RNA of Liolophura sinensis, 3400 nucleotides long. RefSeq names its product zinc finger protein-like 1. The record is from RefSeq and is a predicted model, not a curated record. NCBI's taxonomy places the organism in Eukaryota, Metazoa, Mollusca, Polyplacophora, Chitonida, Chitonidae. Bases 70 to 1062 code for a protein of 330 amino acids. Gene Ontology annotation, cellular component: Golgi apparatus. The transcript is spliced from 6 exons.